This is a messenger RNA of Vitis riparia (riverbank grape), 1948 nucleotides long. RefSeq names its product sodium transporter HKT1-like. The record is from RefSeq and is a predicted model, not a curated record. Gene Ontology annotation, cellular component: plasma membrane. Gene Ontology annotation, biological process: monoatomic cation transport; transmembrane transport. Bases 1 to 1674 code for a protein of 557 amino acids. Lineage: Eukaryota; Viridiplantae; Streptophyta; Magnoliopsida; Vitales; Vitaceae. Gene Ontology annotation, molecular function: sodium ion transmembrane transporter activity. The transcript is spliced from 5 exons.
AUGAAGGAUCUUGGUGAAGACUCUUAUGUUUUGGGCAUAAAGAUUAUUCGUGAUAAGGCUAAUGGGGUGCUUAAAUUAUCUCAAAGAACCUAUAUUGAGAAGAUAUUGAAGAGGUUCAAUAUGCACAACUGUAGUUCUACUAGAGUGCCAAUUGUGAAGGGUGAUAAGUUUUCAAAGACUCAGUGUCCUAAAAAUGAUGAUGAGAGAGAGGAAAUGGGAACCAUUCCUUACUCAUCUGUGGUUGGCAGCCUUAUGCAUGCUCAACUGAACUCAUUUGUGUUUCAGUUUUUUUACUACAUCAUUCUCUCCGUCUUGGGUUUUCUAGCUUUGAAGCUUUCAGUGCUGAAAGCUACCACCAUUAGGCUAGCAGACCUUGAUCUGUUCUUCACUGCCGUGUCCGCAUCAACAGUUUCUAGCAUGUCUACGGUGGAAAUGGAGCUAUUCUCCAACACCCAACUUGUUAUCAUAACCGCUUUGAUGCUAAUGGCAAAGAUAAAAAGUAUAGAAAGUAGAGUCCAUGAUAAUCCUUCGAAUUCUAGGAACUUUCCUGCAAAGGUUGAGUCGGGUUUGGUAGUUCAUCCCCAGUUGAAGGAUGAAAAACCCAAUUCCAUCGUAGAAGAUGGAGACAAAUCCUUGAGUGGUGAGCAUCUGAGGAACUGCUCUAUUAAGCUGUUGGGUCAUGUAGUCAUUCGUUAUAUUUUUGUGAUUCAAAUACUGGGCGCUGGUCUGAUCUUUCUGUACGUAAGCCUUGUUCCAAGUGCAAAAGAAGUACUGAAGAACAAAGGCAUUCAGAUGCAAAUAUUUUCUGUGUUCACAGCGGUGUCCACCUUCUCCAACUGUGGUUUCGUCCCAACAAAUGAGAACAUGAAGAUUUUCAAGAAGAACUCGGGUCUCCUCCUAUUUCUCAUUCCUCAAGUCCUUCUUGGAAACACAUUAUUUGCACCCGCCUUGCGGUGCGUCAUCUGGGUUCUGGGGAAAACUACAAAGCGGGUAGAGUACGGGUACAUGCUGAAUAAUUCUAGAGAGAUAGGAUACAACUAUUUGCUUCCUAGUGUGCAUUCAUUUGUCAUGGCCAUUGUUGUGUUGGUGCUUAUAGUAUUCGAGUUUCUAUUCUUUUGCUCUAUGGAGUGGAAUUCGGAAGCCUUGUAUGGGCUGGAUGGAAAUGAGAAAUUCGUGGCCUCAUUGUUCCAAGUUGUAAAUCUGAGGCACACUGGUGAAUCUGUCUUUGAUCUCUCAAUCGUCACCCCGGCCGUCUUGGUGGUAUUCAUAGUAAUGAUGUACCUUCCGGCUCGUACUUCAUUUUUUGCCAUAGAGGGGCAUGAAGCUGAUGUGAAAAAUGGGGAAGGAAAGACAAAGCAGAAGAGGCUUAUGGGCCAUGACACCUUCUCGCCCCUCACAUUUUUAGUCCCUUUCGUCAUUUUUAUUUGCAUGACUGAAAGAGACAAGCUCAAGGAAGACCCCCUUAACUUCAAUGUCUUGAGCAUCGCCCUGGAAGUCAUUAGUGCAUAUGCAAAUGUUGGAUUAUCAACUGGGUAUCACUGUUCUCGGCAGUUGAAGCCCGACCCCUUCUGCAAACCCGUGUGGUAUGGAUUUGUUGGAAGAUGGAGCGCCGGAGGAAAAUUGCUUCUGGUGAUCGUCAUGUUCCUGGGAAAACUUAGGAAAUUUGGCAAGUGAUAAAGUUUCAGGGCGUGGACACAAUUUUAGUAAAGGUUUGGACAUUGUCUUUGUAUUCUCAAUGCAAAUAGAGUCGAUGUCGAUGUGUGAGCAAGGUUUUCGACUACUAUUUCUAUGAUGGUAGUCAUUUAUUGUAUUUGCACAAUAAAUAUUACUAUGUAAUUAUUAGUACAUUUAACGAUAUAUGCUAAGAAAACCACCCAGAGGUGUGAGGUGGGAAAUUAAGUAUUAGUCAUUAUUGUCCCAUUCCAACAAAUUUGAACCUUUUGUGUAA